AAAGGAAGCCUUAUUAGCAACAUUGUACAUACUGAAAGUACAUCAGUCUAUUUAGAUCUCAAAGGUCACCAUACAGAAACUACAUACAAGCUCUCACUGCACUGUGUUUAUCUAGACAUUUCGAAGUCUUUAGCAGCAGCCGGAGCAGGAACGAAUCAACAAUCAAGCUAUAUUAUAGCAGGGUACGGUCAAGAGAUUUUAUUAAUCGAAGUCUAGCAGCAGGAUCUAGGACAAGACAAUCAAGCUAGCAAGGAUCAAGGGAUAAUAUAAAUAGUCUCGUACCCAGCCUCUUCAUUUGCCACACUAUCAAGGGCUAGGGAUCAUCAGUCAGAUAUCGUGUAUAAUGGCGUCCAUCCCCCUCACCAACAAGAGUGGCGUGAGGACUAGCACACCAUCUCUCAAGAAGACUACACAACUCUACAAGGCACAGUUGCUACGCCUAGAGGCAAAACACGAACAGCUGAUACAGAAACGAGAGAGCGUUAAUAACCGAGGCUUUGUCAUUUUGGACGAGAAUAAAACCGCUUCGUCACGUCCGUCACGGCACACCGUAGCGUCUCCAUCGAGAAGGGGGGGUGCUCCUGUUGUUAGGACCAUCGAGGCGAGUGUACAAGUGGAGAGAACAUCUCAAUUAAAGGAACCCAAGACGGAAAAAUCGAAAUCUCAGCAAACACUCGUUGAGCAAACGGAAGGAUAUCAUUCUGAUGUUAACUCGUUAAUUUCCACGGCUACAAGUAUCCUAAUUGAAUCGGUCGAAUUGCGAUUAGGUUUUCUACGAGAUAUAAUUUCUAAACUGAACACUCUUUAUCACGAAGCCCCUAAACUGCCCACCCCUCCCGAGUUAGGUUACCAACGUUACGAUGAAUGGGUCGGAUCUAAUCAGCGACUAUUGGAGCUAAACGCACAGCUGUACGAUAUCGAGAGGCUCAAGUUUGAGUUGAAACAGAAGAAAUCGGCAGCUCAGAAAGUCAAAAAGAGCAAAGUAGGAGGAGAGGACUCUGACCUUGCAGGCGGUCUGUUCCUGAAGAGCAGCGUGGAACGUAUCCAAUCGCUCAUGUCCCGGUUCUCGUUCCAGAUUCCUCUCCAAGACAGGACGGCCACCUACCUUCAGGAGCUGCUCAAUCCUCGGGGGGACAAGACGACACUAGAGGCUCAGAAGAUACAGGAGUAUGUGAGGGUGUGUCUAUCCAAUAUAGACACACCCACUGAUACCGUGAUUGGAGCCCACCCUCAGUCCUACCAACAGUUUAUGGCGGUCCUCUGUAGCUAUAUAGUGGAGAAGCAACGGGAGGUGCAGGGAGAGCAGCUGCCUCACGCCCUCGUCUUUAGCACAGUCGAGCGUCACCUGAUGCCCCAGAUCCUCCCUGCUGUCAUACGCCACGUUACCGCGGGAGAAAGAGACGCUAUCAUAGAGAAACAGUGUGAUCGAUAUUCAACGGUUACGCUGAGUCAACUAAAGAUCAACGCAAAAUUGCAUAGCAACGAAUUAAUCCCAUUCUUUGAGUCCAUCACACAACUGAGGGCCUCCUAUUUCUCCCCCACACCCACUGACAAGAUGUACGCAGUGGUGGCCGCUGCUAAGGCUCUAUACGAGCGCCUGGGGGCAAUGGGUGAGUCCUCUAUUGAUGGAGACAGCUUCCUGGACCUGUGGGUCUACGUCAUACUCAGGGCAAAGGUCAAGGACCUGGCGACCAACCUCCAUUUCAUGGUUGAGUAUGGUAACCCCACGCUAGCUCUGGACGAGGCUGGCUAUUAUCUCACUUGUCUAGAGGCAGCGGUCACCUUCAUCGAGAGUCUAGAGCCGCAGCAGCUGGACAUCACUGGAGUGGAAACAGAUUAUGUGGUGUGUGAGUGCUCCAAGUUUCAAGAGUUGUCUGCUCAUCCCUCAGCUAGUUUUCAGGUUCUCAACGCCAGAGCCGAGUUGCUAGGUUACCGUGUGGGUGUGGUCAAAGACUGGGCCCUCAACAAAUCAAAACUGGUGAGUGCAGUUCUGAUAGCCACCGGAGAUUCUACUGAUGUGGCCAUCGUCUCUGUCAUCAGGUUUUCUCUGGACUACUCGAGUGUCCCAUGCACUGAGUACCUGACUGAUGCCCUGAGGGAAGUAUCCCUCAACGGACUCUCCUGUUCCGCUACUCCACUGGGACUGGCUGUCAUCGCUGACACAGCGGACAUGAACCCCCACAGCCUCCUGGUACUGCCCACUGGUGACUACGAUGCACACCAAGCUCAACUCAUGCACGUACUCCAACUGAUACGACUGGGCAGCAAAGAACGAGAAGACAUUAGCCUCGCACCCGCACCUAGUAUGGUUUUAUCACAGUCAGUUGAAAAUGGCUUCCUAUACGUGGCCACACCGAACGCAACAACUUUGCCAAUGGCCAUUAGAAAAAAUCGAUCCCGAGUAAAUUCCGAUGGAUCUUGGUUGAGCCUGUCUACCAAUCGCUCUGGUUACAGCGACGACAGAAGAGCGGCUUCUUUCACGGAGAGCACAGCGUAUAAUGCAUCUCCAUAUCUAGUAGGCAUGGAGUCUGAAGUGAGCUUGCAUACGCUGCCAUUUAGCUCACCUGAUAAGCAACACAAAGCUGGAGGGAAACAGCAAACUCCCGGAUGGUUUGGACGAAAAUUCAAAAGCCGAAAGGACAAAUCUCGCGAUCAUGUUUGGCACUCCACGAGUGAUGAUCGACAUCGAGAUAUGCGCUCACAGUAUCCUGACUCGAACGGGGAGAUUACUAGAGAGUAUCCAAGCUCUAGGACCAAGUAUACUGUUUCUGGAGGACGUGAUGGAUACUCCUCUCUACCUUCCGUUGAAAAUUCACCAGCCCAUCAAAAUAGCCGAAAUGUACAAACUGUUGAGGUCGAAGUUCACGAAUCGAUUCAUCAGUCACACACCCUGGACAGCGUUGUCAUCGGUAACCCGAAUAAUUCUAUUCAAAACGGACUAUUCGAUAGUUCGAUUGAACUCAACAAGUCUCAAAAGCAAAGUUCCACUCAGAAACCACCUGCUUCACUUGACGUAGUGCAUGCUUCAUUGCACCCUGGUAGUGGAAAUUCAGCAGGGAAUGAAUUAUCGAAAAAUGAGAACGGAGAAAUUGAAUUUGGAACGAGUCCAACAAUUAGCUUAUCCAGUCAACGAUCUGUCUCGCUAGCUGAGGAUCCUUUUUUGACGAUUUCUGCUCAAUUUUUCUCGGAGGAGAAUGUUCGAUUUCUGGAGGGCAAUUUUCUACUGAAUCACAUGGUGUCUGGUGACUAUGAUGCUGUGAGGGAGUCCAUGACAACCAUUAUCAGACAAGCACAGCUGUUCCUCCAACGCCUCAACUAUCUGAGCAGUAGCCAUCGAUUGGACGGACUCUACUCUGACUCCACCCUCUCCUCGGUCCAACGGUUCCAGAGGUCCCACAACACUCAUCGGAGCACCCCCCUCCUCACACUCCCGGAGAAUGGUCUCCUCACACCUCCCACAAUGCAGUACCUGAGACAAGCACUCCUCACACUCUACGCUAACAUGAUCAGACUUGGCUUUGAUAAGCACCUCGGAGUGAACUUUGACCCCACCUCAACUGACGUCAGAUAUGUGGAUCUAUUCAAAAAGUGUGUACAGAAGUUCCAAGAAUCAAACAAUCUGAUUGGACGCUGUCAGCUAGGAGUAUUAUGUAGUAACACUGUUAAUAAGAUGAGACAUGUUUUGAGAACAGAUAAAAACUUCACUAGAUAGUUUAGAGAUCACUUGUAAUACUCGAAUACAUCGCUUUUGUGUCUUUAAAAAAUUAAUAUGAAUCGAUGUUGGAAUAAU
Molecule: messenger RNA, 3790 nt
Organism: Halichondria panicea
Lineage: Eukaryota; Metazoa; Porifera; Demospongiae; Suberitida; Halichondriidae
Exons: 12
Coding region: 344-3712 (1122 amino acids)
Biological process (GO): vesicle-mediated transport
Cellular component (GO): endocytic vesicle; cytosol
Molecular function (GO): small GTPase binding; guanyl-nucleotide exchange factor activity
Source: RefSeq, a predicted model, not a curated record